CGCUUUGUCCUUGUGUUCUGUCUCCAAUCUCGGGUCACUUAUCGAGAAAAAUCGAACUAGUUGAAUCGCCGAGCACUGUGCGUCUGCCGUGGAACGAUGUGAGCACGGCGGGUUCUUCCAUUUCCAGUUGGAACAGUAUGGACUCAAGGGGUGCCCAGGGGAGAGCGACCAGCGGUCGAAGGACCACACGACCUUGCGAUGCCUGCAGACGCAGGAAAUCGAAAUGCAUGACCAAGGAGUCAGCCGAUGUAUGCACUAUGUGUGAGAUGCGCGAGACGCCUUGCACCUACAACGAGCAACGACCUGCUCGAUUACCAACUUCGAGACAACACCCAGAUGCCGGCUCGGACACACAGCGCUACCCUCUCUUGAAUGGACAGCUCCUGGAGCCGCUCAGCUCCCUGUCCCCAAUAUCAGGGUCUCUGUCGAGCUACGUAUCUCUCCAACAACCCCAAGAACGACCGAAUCAAGUCUUUCCAGGGCCGGGAGCUGCCUCUGUCCCCGAGACAUCCCUGCUGACAAUUCCGGCCGACACUCCUGGGCAGGAGGCCAUCGAGAAGACCCUAGGAUCAGACUCAGAGCGCUUUGCUGAGCUCUAUGGCCUCACAAGCGAUAUGGAGCCGAUACUAAUGCGUCAUCGGCCCUAUGAUGUAGUGACGCACGAGUAUCAAUUACCUACCCAUAGCAUCCGCAAAGUACAAGACCAGGAUAAUGGUGUGAAGUAUCCGGUCGUCUUUCACAUGGUCUCUGAUACCAUGGCAAUCGGCUUCCGUCAUGAUUCUGGUGAAUCCGAUGCCGUGGAGGCCAUCGUCCAUCCGCAUGGCCCACGACUCGUACGGCUAUUCUUCAGAACGGUCCAGCCAUCAUUACCGAUCAUAUGGAAACAAGGAUUCUUGGAGAGUUAUCGCCAGUCAUACCGAAACAUUGCUGCCUGUCUGCUUGGAGCUAUCUACUUGAACGCGAUCAAGUGGUGGGACUACGAUCCCCUGCUCGCGCCCACACCACGACCGGAUGCUGUCAGCCUGCUGGAAUCGACGAUUUCUCUUGUCCAAAAUGAAUACCAUCGGCCUCGACUUUCCUCGAUCCAGUCCAUGCUCCUCCUGCUGCAGUGUAAGCCGGAAGCUCCCCUGACGUCGGAUCACACCUUCUCCCGAGGCCUCACCUCACAGAUGCUUGCUAUUGGAGAAGCCAUUGGCCUUCAUCUCGACGCUUCAGAAUGGCUGAUUCCAGGCUGGGAACGUGCCCUCAGGAAGCGCUUGUCAUGGGCCGUCUACAUGCAAGAGAAGUGGACGGCAUUGGCAUAUGGAAGGCCGUCCCAUAUUCACGAUGACAAUUGGGACGUCAGAGAUUUGGUCGAGUCGGAUUUUUACGACUGUUCUGAGACGUUGCAGCCGGGAGCCGAUGACUUCAUGGCAUCGUCUACGCCGGUCGGCACGAUUCAAUUCCAGCUCAUGGUCAGACUCAGCAAGCUUUUGAGUGGCGUCUUGGAAACGUUCUUCACGGCCAAGGGAAGCCAAGAUCAAGAUACGGCUGCACUUUUGAAAGCUGCGCAACCCUUGCUCGAUCAGCUCACCCUGUGGCACGCGGAUCUGGUCCAAUAUCUCCCCGCUGCUCCCUAUCAAUCGAGGCAGUUACAUUCACAAGGUUUUGUCCAUCUUUCGUACUAUGGGGUCAUGAUCAAUAUCCUGAGACGAUUGGUGAGAUCGACCGCCCUUGCCCCCUUGUGCUUGGACCACGACGUACUCUCGCGUAUUCGGCACCUGGCUUGGCAGACGGCCGAAAAUGCCAACACGUUUGUGACAUCGUUGCGAAUCGACCAGCUUGAAGGUUUCUGGUAUUUCCCAUCACCGUAUCUCUUUUCCCUCAUUGGAUCCUUCAACACCCAGUUGAUGGUGACUUCGGUCUCGUUGUCGGAGCGCAACCACUGGCGCGAAAACUUGACGUCGCUUCUCUGGGCAUUCCGACUCCUCGGCAAGGCGAAUGCGCACCUUCGCUAUGCUGUUGAGCGGUUGGAAGGAGGGGUCAUCCGGGGCAUGGAACACGCCCUCGCCGUCAACAUUGAUCCGUCCACUCUAGAUUCCAAUGUCAUAAGCCCUGGAAAACCGGACCGACACCAACAACAGCCGGCACCACAACAGCAGCAGCAGCAAGGAGAGCUUUUGUCGGCAUCAUCUGGCCUGAUGAACACAAGCAACACUAUUGAUUUCGCCGACAUCUCCCAGUGGGAUCUCUCAGGCGCUGGUCUGGAGGCUUUUGACUGGUUGAGCGGGUUGGAGCUACAGGGGCUGGAAAGAUAG
Messenger RNA from Cladophialophora immunda, 2297 nucleotides. RefSeq lists its product as uncharacterized. The transcript has 4 exons. The record is from RefSeq and is a predicted model, not a curated record. Gene Ontology annotation, cellular component: nucleus. Lineage: Eukaryota; Fungi; Ascomycota; Eurotiomycetes; Chaetothyriales; Herpotrichiellaceae. Gene Ontology annotation, molecular function: DNA binding; zinc ion binding; DNA-binding transcription factor activity, RNA polymerase II-specific. Gene Ontology annotation, biological process: DNA-templated transcription. Bases 138 to 2297 code for a protein of 719 amino acids.